CCCCCCCCACCCCAACUCACUGUAACUAUCUCCAACCCUUUUUCCUCAACCCUUUACCAAAUUUUCGGGGCUUUUUUCUCCAACUAAACAAUGAAGAAUGAGCGGAUAUUUAUAAGGGGAGAUUUAGGGCAGAAAGAGGGGGAAACCGAUUGAAUUUGAAUUUCAAAUUUGAAUUCUCUUUAAGGAAUAAGGUUACCAGCUCGAAAAAUUGUAUACCUCUUCAGCAGACUAAUAAUCGCAGUCGUUCGAUUUCUAAUGAGAGGACAAAGGCGAUGGGAUAUCUCGACACCUGGAUUCCGUGCAAACGGAUAAGGAGAGAGGGAGAGGACGACGCCCUAGGCUGCUAGACUCACGCUCUGAUUUUCAUUUGGAGUUGGACGCGAUUUUUUUCGUUAUUUAUGACCACUCAUAAGCAUAAACCCACACGAAUAUUUUUUUCUUUGCUAUUUAUGCCCCUAAAACCCACGCACUAAUAUUUUUCUCCAGUCGGUCUUCUAUCUUUGUGACCUUUCUUGCUCGGCUAUCUCUCACUCUCAACAAAAAUACAAGCCAGAGAGAGCUUCUCUCUUCGUGUUUGGAGUGAGUUGUCGAGCUCCUUUUACCUCUCAGUUCCAUAACUGAACCUCCGUCGAUUGCCAAGUGCGACGUUUUCAGGGGUUUGUACCCUUCAUUUUAAUCUUUACCUUUUUUUUUUGGACUAUUUGACAUCCUAUAUUGGAAAAGCAAUGAGAUAAGGAUUUGAGCAAUUUUGAUUUCGGAGCUCAAGGUUUAGAGAUUCAAGUUCUGCCAUGGAAGCCGCUAUUCUCUGUUCUUAUACACCGCUUUCCACAACGGCGGACCUUAGGAUUCGAGCAGGAAAGUUUGCUGGAUGUAAUCUCCACUUCUAUAAUUUGCCACUGAACAGAAUACACAUUCCUCUCAAGUUAAAAUUUUCUGAAUCGAGUAGAAGGCACUUUUCUUCACGCAAGGGGCUGAUAUUGUCUCAUGGAAAGAAAGAAUUGUCCAGCUAUUUCACCCAUCAACUUUCAAGCGACUAUACAAGUAUCAGGGCAGCAUCAGGAGAAACACUACAUUAUGGACAGUCUUCAUCAGUGAGUGAAGAUGAGGGAGUGUCACUAACAUCUACAGAUGCCAACGAAUGUGUGUCUUUGCAGCCUAAGCAGAAGCAAUUUAGAAAUAGAUUCUUGAACUUUGUAAGACUGGGUUCCGUUGUUGAUAAUGCUGCUGAGUCUUUUUUCAAGAGUGAGAUAAGGAGAAGGCUGUUUAUGACUGCCAUCUUAAUUGUCAUUAGUCGUAUAGGAUAUUUCAUUCCUCUUCCAGGAUUUGACAGGAGGUUGAUUCCAGAAGACUAUCUCAGCUUUGUCUCGAAAUCAGUUGAUCAACUGGGUGAUUCCACUCCAGAACUUAAACUUUCUCUUUUCCAACUUGGGGUCAGUCCUCAGAUAGCGGCAUCCAUUCUUAUGCAGGUAUUAUGUCACGUUCUUCCUUCUUUAGUGAAGCUGAGAAAAGAGGGCUUAGAUGGGCAUGAGAAGAUCAAGGGUUAUAUAUGGUGGAUCUCGCUUGGUUUUGCAAUUUUGGAAGCUCUUAUUCUCUCUUGUCACUCACUUCCAUAUUCAAUAUAUGCUGCCAAUCAUAGGGUUAAGCAUGUGUUCAUGACUAUGUCUCUUUUAGUUUCUGGUGCAAUGACUAUGUCAUGGAUCUGCGACAAAAUAACAGAGUCUGGAUUUGGUCAAGGAUCAACUUUGAUUAUUUGUGUGGGCAUUUUGACUGGCUAUACAGAUACAUUGCAGAAAAUGUUAACUCAAAUAUCAGAAAGUAGUGGGAACUGGUGGCUCUAUGUACUUGGAGUACUGGGUGUUUUUACUGUCGUUACAAUGUGGGCUGUCGUUGUGAGUGAAGGGUGCCGGAAAGUUAAGCUGCAGUAUUAUGGUUUCAGAGUUGCUUCUGGUGCAAGAGAAGAUUCUCUAGUUCCAGCCGUGGAGCCUUAUAUCCCAUUCAACAUAAAUCCAGCAGGAAUGCAGCCUAUCCUUGUUACCUCUUAUCUGUUGGCACUUCCCGGCAUUCUUGCAAGUCUUCUUGGUUCAAGGUUUUGGGAACACAUUAGAGACGCUUUGAAUCCUGACACUUCACAUGGCGCAGAUCCAUGGGUUUACUAUACAGUUUAUGCUUUCUUUGUCUUUCUCUUCAACAUAUUUGACAUUGCAAACAUGCCAAAAGAAAUUGCUGAUUACUUAAACAAGAUAGGUGCUAGAAUUCCGAGUAUAAAGCCUGGAAAAGCCACAAUUGCAUAUUUGACAAAGAUUCAAGCUUCAACGCGAUUCUGGGGUGGUCUGUUAUUAAGUGUUUUGGCGACUACAUCCUCCAUUCUAGACCAUUAUUUGCGGCGCAUCAAUGAAGGAUAUGCAAUAGGAUUGACAUCAGUGCUAAUAAUUGUAGGUUCAAUUAUUGAAUUGAGAAGAUCUUAUCAAGCAUAUAAUGUAAUGCCAAGUCUAAGUAUGGCUUUGAAGCGUUAUGGUGUAUGAGAUUGGAGUGUGGCUCUAUUCGAGUAAAUGGGAUUCAGUUCUUGCUUGCAUCAUUGGUUCUGAGAAUAUAUUGCAUAGUCUAGGAUGUUCUUGAGCGAAAACUUAACUGCCAGUCAACUUUUAAAACUUGGAAGAUCGAAGAUAUCGCAAUCAGUCAACUCUUCUCGGUGAAGACACAUUUUCCAUAUGUAGCAAGCAAUAACCCAUCCUUUGGCUGACAACACAAUUCAUCUGCUUCCUGAAAUUGUGUUUCCAGGAUACAGGAUAACUAGCAUGAAAUAGCUGAAUUUAGACAAAGGCAAGCAUGACACGGAGGGUUUAUCGAUUUGUUUACAGGGCAUCAUCAUUUGUCUUUCUUACGUCCCAAUGUUGCCACAAACUGAUGAAGUGAUGUCUGAGCGUUAAUAGAGUUCAAGAUACCUGCAGAAUACGCGUGUUCACCUUGUAUAUAAUUACAUUUUUUUUUAACAAUACUGUAGAUGGCCAAGUUAUGGCAUGAAGCAAGUCUAUUCUUCUCUUGGCAUGCAAAACAGGAUGUGAUUUUGCUAUAUUUUUGAGGGGUAUGUUUACAGUCUGCUUGUGUUUGUUGAAACGUGUACAUCAGUGUGAGGUUUUAACCAUAUUUACGCGCUGAGCACUAGUCUGUACGAAAAAUGUUCCUUUCUUUUCUCUCUAUUUAAUGGAGUUAGAAACAUUGCAAUUA
Messenger RNA from Solanum lycopersicum (tomato), 3225 nucleotides. RefSeq names its product preprotein translocase subunit SCY2, chloroplastic. Gene Ontology annotation, biological process: SRP-dependent cotranslational protein targeting to membrane, translocation. Gene Ontology annotation, molecular function: transmembrane protein transporter activity; signal sequence receptor activity. Gene Ontology annotation, cellular component: chloroplast thylakoid membrane. NCBI's taxonomy places the organism in Eukaryota, Viridiplantae, Streptophyta, Magnoliopsida, Solanales, Solanaceae. The record is from RefSeq and is a predicted model, not a curated record.